Messenger RNA from Bombus pyrosoma, 2061 nucleotides. RefSeq names its product adenylate kinase (gene Ak2). The record is from RefSeq and is a predicted model, not a curated record. Gene Ontology annotation, cellular component: cytoplasm; mitochondrion. The transcript has 4 exons. NCBI's taxonomy places the organism in Eukaryota, Metazoa, Arthropoda, Insecta, Hymenoptera, Apidae. Bases 186 to 944 code for a protein of 252 amino acids. Gene Ontology annotation, biological process: ADP biosynthetic process. Gene Ontology annotation, molecular function: AMP kinase activity; ATP binding.
UAUACAUAGUACAAAGGACGAAUCAUUGCGCUACAUUCUUUUGGAAGAAUCGGAGGAAUUGAUGGUGCAUAUUUGUUGGGCGCGUUGUGUAUAACAGUGAUUUGUAUUCUUGAUAGUAAUCUUUAAUAUAAUCGUUUUCGUAAAUUUCUGAAAAUUUUACUAAAAAAGUUAGCUAUAACAAAAAAAUGGCUCCGCGUGCAGAAGCAGUGCCAAAGGAAAUUUCAGAAGUUUCAAAAGAUGUACCGAGUAGAGGAAUUAAUGCAGUUUUAUUAGGACCACCUGGUUGCGGUAAGGGUACACAGGCACCGCUAUUGAAAGAACGAUACUGUGUAUGUCAUUUAUCUACAGGUGACAUGCUUCGAGCAGAAAUUAAUUCUGGAUCCGCUAUUGGAACAGAAAUUAAAAAAGUAAUGGAUGAUGGUAAAUUAGUCAGUGAUGAUCUUGUAGUUAAUAUGAUUGAUAGUAAUCUAGAUAAACCUGAAUGUAAACGUGGUUUUUUGUUGGAUGGUUUUCCUAGAAGUGUACCACAAGCUGAAAAACUUGAUGAAAUGUUAAAGAAGAGACAAACCAAGUUAGAUGCUGUGAUAGAGUUUGGAAUUGAUGAUAAUUUGUUGAUAAAGAGAAUCACAGGUCGUUUAAUACAUCCUGCAAGUGGCAGAUCGUACCAUGAAGAAUUUUCUCCUCCUAAAGAACAUAUGAAAGAUGAUAUUACUGGAGAGCCAUUAAUUAAAAGAUCUGAUGAUAAUGCAGAAGCAUUGAAGAAACGAUUAGCAACAUAUCACACACAAACUCAACCUUUGAUUGAUUAUUAUACUUUACAAGGGGUUCAUUAUUAUGUUAAUGCAGCUCAAUCUCCUAAAAACGUUUUUAAAGACAUUGACCACAUUUUCCUAAAAACAACUAAAGAAGAGAAAAAGAAAGGUUUCUUCAGUUGGCUCUUUUAAAAUGUUGAAUAAAGAAAUAUACUUCGUUUUUCUCUUGUAAACUAAGGGCAAUAUGUAGUUAAUUGAAAAAAGCUUAAGUAUCAAAAUGACUUUUAACUGAAGUUAGUAAUCUAGGUAAAUGAUUUCCCAUUUAAAAACAAUUUACGCUACUUAGAGUCAGUACAGUGUGUAUUUUUUUGAACAACUAAUAUAGAGUACAUUGAAUGAAACAUUAAACAAAAGAAGAGAAAAUAAAAGUGCAUAGUGCAUUGGUUAAAUUGCAAAUAAUGUAUAUGUUUUAAAAAGAACUAUUACAAGCUAAUAAGUCAAAUGCACACAUUUUAAUAAUAGAACAAGUUUGAUAUAAUACUUUGAUAUGUAAUAUCAUUUAAGUGCAUAAGAGAAUAACGUAUGUAUAUAUAAUGGAAGACUUGAUUUAUUUACUUAAAUACUGUUAUAGAGUAUAUUUUCAUUUCUUUUACUGUAUUUCUUUGAGACAUACAUUUCGCAAGACUUGUAACAUUCUCUGCAUAAAAUAUAUAUAUCAUUCCUCAGACUUUUUAUAAUCGAAGAUUAUGUUUUGAAAUUUUUAGUACAAGAGAAAAGACCUAUCCAACAAUUAAGAUACUUAAAUAUAAGUGAUGUAAAUAUAAAUAACACAAAAGUUUUGAAGAAAUUUACUUCAAUGUGAUUUCUUAUGUAAGAUUUUAAUAAGAGCAUAAUUUUUGAACGUAAAUGAUAAAAAAAUACUGCAUUUUAAAAUAUUAAACAGUUUUAACGAAAUGUGUCAUUUAUUUAUAUAUAUAUAUAUAUAAAAUUAUGCGUAUAAAUUUUAUACGCACAAUGUUUUUAUAUAUUUUGAGUAGAGGCAUUUUAUUUAAAUAAAAAAAUAUAUGAACAGAAAGUAACAAAUUUUAAGAUACAUUAUUAAUGCACUGGAAACAUAAAGAUGCCUAUGUAUUCUUACAAUUAAAUAUGAGUAACUUUCCAAGAUGGCUAUAAAAUCAGAUGCAAUGUAUAUUUUGAAAGCCUAUUUUCCGUAUAAUUCAAAGUAACUCAAAUAUAUAUUAGUACACUAUUCCCACCUUAAGAAAUGAAUGUAUAUCUGAAUAUAGAAUAAAAUUUCUAAUAUACUGAA